GGAAGUGGAAGGGCAUGAAAUGAUCGCCAAGUAAUUGCAAAUUUAACAGAACGAAGCAAUAUUACAUUACUUCAGUAUUUCAAUAUAGCUUAACGAUCCUGGCUGCAAACUUCAGCAAUUUUCAAGUGGCCAGAAAAUGCUGCGACGAAUCCUAAAGUAGAAAAUCAUGCUCAUCAGUUUCAUCUUUUUAAGUGCAUUAGCAGCUACUUCAUGCAAUGCUGAAUAUGACGAUAAUUCUACAUUUCUGGAAGAAAGACAAAUCCCUAACGACAAUCCAUGUAAUUGCUAUUUUAAGGAUUCUUGUGGUUGCAUCUGCUCCAGACCCAUCUCCUGGGCCCAGUUCCAGAUUCUUCCCCAAAAUUUUCAACCUUGCAGAAGCUUUACUCUGGCUCUGAGAGGUGGACAAUUUCACUCCUUCCCGGCGGAUUACUUUUACAGAGUUGGACAUGUCAAGGACUUUGUUCUGGAUGUGAGCAGAGUUAACUUCCAAUACCUAAACGACCCUGAUGGAGAAUCGUCUCCUUACAAUGGCGUUACUUUUGAUGUCAGCGCAUAUUUAAGGAUGCAUGAGGUAAGCGUAAGCCGCGGAUGGAACUGGGGCGCAUUCUAUUGGCUCGCACCUACUACUCGCAGUGCCUACUGCGAAAUACAAGUCGUUCAAAGUACAGUUCCUGUUUUAACCUCCGACUUUGGACGCAUUUGCCAAGGGGUGGUCACUGUGGCCAACAUAAUUUCUUCCGGGUUGUACGCCAUAGAAGAUCGCUCCUUUGCACCUUUCACAAAACUGACGGAACUGGACUUGUCCGGCAACAGGAUUCAGGAAAUGCGAAGGUCUUUCUUUUCAUACCCAGCAAGAGAAUUGCAAAUAAUCAAUCUUUCGUAUAAUAAUAUUCGCAACCUUCCACCAGACAUGUUCACAGAGAUGCCGUCUCUGCAAAGCAUCAACCUGAGGGGCAAUCCGAUCAGCAACGUGGACGAGAGGACGUUCAGACCCAUCUUCAGAACGGUUGAAAUCAUCGGACUCGAAAGUGAGUCGCCGUUGCCUUUCAAUACCACUGACCAAUGAGGGUGUCCAGCAUGCACCGGUUGAGGUCUCAAAAGCAUACUAAUCCCUUGGGUACAGAUCUGUGACUGUUCAAUUAAUUUUGUAAAUUUAACUUGAUGUUUGACUAAUAUUAUAUUUAUUAAUACUAAUAUAGAAAGUGAAUGCGACUGUAUUGCAUUCAUUUACAGCGGUCUACAAAAUAUGUCUAGAUGAUUAUGUUGUCAAUCAUGCUAUGAGAAACUGUUCAAUAAAGGAAAAAAGAACAUAUCUUAUGUCA
Molecule: messenger RNA, 1322 nt
Organism: Argiope bruennichi
Lineage: Eukaryota; Metazoa; Arthropoda; Arachnida; Araneae; Araneidae
Exons: 5
Coding region: 167-1066 (299 amino acids)
Cellular component (GO): extracellular matrix
Molecular function (GO): protein binding
Source: RefSeq, a predicted model, not a curated record